Molecule: messenger RNA, 8363 nt
Organism: Myripristis murdjan (pinecone soldierfish)
Lineage: Eukaryota; Metazoa; Chordata; Actinopteri; Holocentriformes; Holocentridae
Gene: ncoa2
Product: nuclear receptor coactivator 2
Exons: 22
Coding region: 251-4906 (1551 amino acids)
Biological process (GO): cellular response to hormone stimulus; positive regulation of transcription by RNA polymerase II
Cellular component (GO): nucleus
Molecular function (GO): protein dimerization activity; nuclear receptor binding
Source: RefSeq, a predicted model, not a curated record
GAUAAACACUCAGCAUUGGUUUUCACAGAGCAGGAGUAACAUGGCGGCACAGUUAGCUAGCAGAAAUGUUGUUUCACUACCGCGAAGGUCAGAGCUGGUUCUGAUAAACGGAAUUUAACAGCGAGGAUACAACAAAAAGUUUGAAAUCGGGGAAGUGGAUGAUGCUUAAAGGUUUCCUAGUGUUGCCAUCCUGCAGCUAUGCCCUGAGGGACUCUCUGGACUGAAAUCAAGACGCUGAUAUGCAUUGAGAAUGAGUGGAGUCGGUGAAAACCCAUCUGACCCUGCCAGGGCCGAGUCACGAAAACGCAAAGAAUGUCCUGCUGAACUUCUGGGACCCAGUCCCAAGCGGAGCAACGAGAAACGCAACCGUGAGCAUGAGAACAAAUACAUCGAAGAGCUCGCCGAGCUGAUCUUUGCCAACUUCAACGACAUCGACAACUUCAAUGUCAAGCCUGACAAAUGUGCAAUCCUGAAGGAAACUGUGAAGCAGAUCAGACAAAUAAAGGAGCAAGAGAAAGCAGCAGCAGCCAAUGAGGAGGAGGUACAGAAGGCUGACGUCUCAUCAACAGGCCAAAGUGUGAUUGACAAAGAUGCCUUGGGACCAAUGAUGCUGGAGGCCUUGGACGGCUUCUUCUUUGUGGUGAACAUGGAGGGUAACAUAGUGUUCGUGUCAGAGAAUGUGACCCAGUACCUGCGCUACAACCAGGAGGAGCUGAUGAACACCAGCGUCUACAGUGUACUGCAUGUCGGAGAUCACGCUGAGUUCAUCAAGAACCUGCUGCCCAAAUCCUUGGUGAACGGUGUCCCAUGGUCCAGCGAGGGUCCGAGGAGGAACAGUCACACCUUCAACUGCCGAAUGCUGGUCAAUCCCCACAGCGAGAGCCAGGAGGAGACACACGAGCACGAGCCCCAGCAGCAGAAAUACGAAACCAUGCAGUGCUUUGCAGUGUCUGAGCCCAAGUCCAUCAAGGAGGAGGGAGAUGACUUCCAGUCGUGUCUGAUCUGCGUAGCACGCCGGGUGCCCAUGAAGGAAAGACCCAUUCUUCCCACGCAUGAGAGCUUCACCACGCGUCAGGACCUGCAAGGUAAAAUCACAUCACUGGACACCAGUCUGCUGCGGGCAUCUAUGAAGCCAGGCUGGGAGGACCUGGUGAGGCGCUGCAUCCAGAGGUUCCACCUGCAGAAUGACGGAGAGAUGUCCUUUGCCAAGAGACACCAGCAGGAAGUGCUGCGCCAUGGCCAGGCGUUCAGCCCCAUCUACCGUUUCUCCCUCUCGGAUGGAACCAUUGUGUCAGCCCACACCAAAAGCAAGUUGGUGCGCUCCCCCGCCACUAAUGAACCCCAGCUCUACAUGUCCCUGCACAUUCUACAGAGGGAGCAGACAGUAUGUGGAAUGGGCCAGGACAUGGGGCCUGGCAACCAGACCACAGGAAUGGGUCCCAAGCCGAUAAACUCCUCCAACCCCUCUAUGACUCCUCCUACCCCAGGCAGUCUGCCAGGUUCAGGGCCUCAGGGCCAAGACACUACCAUCAGCAGUAACAGCACGCCUUUCUCCCCACCAGGCCCUGCUGGCCCCAGAGAACCUGGAGCCCUGGGGGGCCACAUGCAGGGCUACCGCUUUGGCUGUCCCCCACCGCACAGCCACACCGGGGGCAUGCAACCGCCACAGCAGGGCCCCAAUUGGAGGAUGAACAGCCCCUCUCGCGCCAGCCCAAGCCCAGCUGGUGGACCCCACCCACCUCAGCAGAACUCUAUGCUGUCCCCCAGGCACCGUGGCAGCCCUGGAGGGGCAGGCAGCCCUCGUGUAGCAGGAGGCUUGCACUCACCCUCCCCUGUGGGGAUGUGUGGUGGAGCACCAGGGGGUGGAGGCGCUGGUGGUACGGCAAGCACCCAUGCUAACAGCUACACUAGCAGCUCUCUUUCAGCUCUACAGGCUCUCAGUGAGUGUCAUGGGGUCGGACAUGGGCAUGGACCCCCCCAUGCACACACAUUGGGGUCCCCUGACAGAAAGAUAGGCUCUCCAGCUGGAGUCACACCAGGGUCGGGGGUCAGUGCUCAUAUGAUGUCAAAACUCGGAGGAGGCAGUGGUGCUAGUAGUGGUGCAGGCGAGUCAUUUGGCACUCACACAGAGCUGGGUCAGGGUCACACCCAGGGCCAGACAGAGAGCAACUUGGCUGAGCCCAAGGAGGAGAGAGAUGGAGCCCCUGAGGGCCACGAUGCACACAGCCGUCUACACGACAACAAGGGCCACACCAAACUGCUACAACUUCUCACCACAAAGUCAGAGCCUCUGGAGACACCCGUGUCCCCCAACACAGGGGGUGACAGCAAGGACCAGGCUGGGACAGGGGUCCGGGGAGGCCACUCGGGAGGGAAUGCCCAUGCCACCUCUCUCAAAGAGAAACACAAGAUCCUCCACCAACUGCUUCAGAACAGUACCUCCCCUGUAGAUCUGGCAAAACUCACUGCAGAGGCCACAGGCAAAGAGCUGGGCCCAGAUCAGACCCAGGGUGCUGGUACCACUGCCUCUGGGGCAGAACUCACACCUAAACAGGAGCCCCUGAGCCCCAAAAAGAAGGACAAUGCCCUGCUGCGCUACCUGCUGGAUAAGGAUGACUCUGUGCUAAAGGACAAGGCUGCCAAGCUGGAGCCAGGGGAGGUGAAGGUUGAUGGGGGCAAACACCCCUUGGUGAAGGCAGAGAAACAGGACGCUGGAUAUGACCGGGCUGAACAGCCAUCAGAACUGGAUGACAUCUUGAAUGACCUGCAGAAUGCCCAGCCCCAGCUGUUUGGUGAGCCACGGCCUGUCUCAUUGCCCAGUGCUAUGGACAAGCAGAACAUCAUCAAUGACAUCCUACAGAUGUCAGAGACCAAUCCUGCAAUGGCAGCACAGCAGCAACAAAGGGGCAUGGGGCCUGGCAUGGGCCCAGGAAACUUUAGUGGUGUCCGACCAGGCCAGCCAGGCAGGAGUCUACCAGUGAGGAGUGUGUCGCUGGACAUGAACAUGUCCCCCCAACAGCCCUCAUUACAGUACCCCAUGAGGGCCACAAGCCCAUACACUCUCAUGCAGCAGCAGCAACAGCAGCAAGGCAUGGUGGGAGGUCAUGGCAUGAUUGCUAACCAGGCCAACGUGGUCAGCACAGGACUCAUGGGUUCGGGCGGCCCACGGCAAGGCAUGCAGCAACAGGAGGGUUGGGUUGGCUCAGCUUCUGCCCCUCCUUUAGGAGCGUCUGGCCCGGGGCAGCAGGGGCCCAUGCAGGGCAGGAUGGGGCCCAACAGCGCCCCCAUGAGGCCCAACAGCCAGCCAGGGCCUCGGCAGAUGCUCCAGUCCCCAAUGAUGGCCAAUGCUCAGCCUGGCAUGGACAUUGCUAUGGCAGGCCACCAGUUCUCCCAGCAGGCUCCACCUAAUCAAACAGCCCCCUGGCCAGACAGCAUGAUGCCCAUCGACCAGGCGCCUUUUGUAAACCAGAACAGGUCGGUGUACUCGACGCCUCAGGAUGAGUUGCUGUGUGGGACAGGGUCAGGCUCUGGUGACGGCAGUACAGCAGAUGAGGGGGCUCUGUUAUCCCAGCUGUACACCGCGCUGAAGGACUUUGAUGGCCUGGAGGAGAUUGAUCGUGCCCUAGGCAUCCCUGCUCUGGUAGGACAGAGCCAGACAGUGGAGCAGGACCAGUUCCCCCAGGAUCCCUCUAUGAUGCUGGACCAGAAGCCCCCCAUGUACACACAACAGUUUGGUCCCCCACCAUCCCACAUGGCCCAGAGGGGCUACCCUGGUGCCCCCAUGCAGGACCCAGCCUUCCACCCCAUGCCUGGCCAGAUGGGCCCACGGCCGGGUUAUCCCAUGCUUAGGAUGCAGACCCGGCCUGGGCUCAGGCCCACCGGGGUUGUCCAUCAGCCCAACACACUACGGCUGCAGCUCCAGCACCGGCUACAGUCACAGCAGAACCGUCAGCCAGUGAUGAAUCAGAUGAGUGGCGUGUCAAAUGUGAACCUACCUCUAAGGGCCAAUGCUCCAAACCAGGGGACCAUCAAUGCUCAGAUGUUGGCACAGCGACAGCGGGAGCUGCUGAGUAACCACCUGAGACAAAGGCAACAGCAGCAGCAAGUCCAACAGGCCCAGCAGGUCCAGCAGCAGAGGAGCAUGGCCAUGAGGGCCCAGGGCCUCAACCUGCCUCCAAACAUGGCCACUGGAGGCAUGAGUAACCCCCGGAUCCCCCAGGCCAGCCCCCAGCAGUUCCCCUACCCGCCCAGCUACGGUACCAGUACAGGCCUGGCCUCGCCACCUCCCCCUACCAGCCCCUUCUCCUCCCCUCUCUCCCCCAGCCUGCCCUCUCUCCCCCCAAACCCUCAGCUCCACCUGCAUGGCACCUCCUCCUCCUCCUCCUCCUCCUCCUCCUCCUCACAGAUGAUGAUGGGAAACACAAACAUGAUGGGCGGACAGUAUGGGGCCGUACUCAGCCCCCAAAUGCAGCACAGUGCCUUUCAGUUUCCCAACUCAGGUAUGAGCCAGCAGGCAGACGGAGGGUUUGGAGGUCCUGGCACACCCCAAAGCCCCCUGCUUUCCCCCCGCAUGACCCACGCCCAGUCUCCGAUGAUGCAGCAGGGCCAGGGCAAUGCAGCCUUCCAGGGCUCCCCCGACAUGAAUGGCUGGCCGCAGGGCAACAUGGGAGGGAACAGCAUGUUCCCACAGCAGCAGGCAUCACCCCAGUUCACCCAGCAGAAUAACAGCAACAUGUACAACGGCAACGGCAUGAACCUCAACAGUGUCUCCAUGGCCACCAACAUGGCGACCAGCAGCAUGAGCAACAUGGGCCAGAUGGCCGGACAGAUGAGCGUCACAUCUAUGGCUUCAGGGCCCUCGCCCGGCAUGCCCUCCAUGGGACAAGAGCAGCAGAAAUACUGUUGACCCUCGUGGAGUAUUCAGCCUGAACCUCAGUGAUGAGCUGGUCCAAGGAGCAUGUCGGUCCUUUUUAACUAUACAACCACCCAACCAGCCGAUGGCCCCUUGAAUCAGCCCGGCCGUGCCCUGACCCGUCUCCCCAGCCCGCCCUUGCCGUCUGUCCCAGCCCAAGUCUUGCCCGGGACAGAUGCUGGAGGGUGCUGAUGGCUGGGGAGGGAUCAUGGAUCUCUGUCCAACACGCCUAACCCUCCUGGAGGAGAGCCUCGCGAUGAGCCAGUCUGUCUGCCUGUCCAGCUGCAUUCACCGUAGUGUGACUUACUGUAGGCCUCCCAGUGGGGGACACUGACUUAGGGGGGCAGCAGUGGUUGGGAUCCCUCGUUCUGAUGAAUGUAUUCCUCUCAGUGGACAGCGGCCAUUUACAAUCUCAUCUCAAAAAAUUAUGUACACUGUUUGUUUGUUUUUUUUUCUCCCCUCCUGCCCCUCUCACACAUUUGUGAUAUCCCCGGAUCGUUCCAAAAUGGCAGCAAAGACUCUAAGAUAUGUUCUGAAUUAUGGAUGGAGCUCAAACACUCAGCCGGUUUUGCCUUUUUGAGGUUCUUUUUUUUAUUAUUAUUAUUAGUUUUGUUUUGUUUGUUUUUUUUCUGAUGUGUGAUAAUAAAGAUGUAGAAUGAAGAUAUUGAAAAAACUGAAAAACACUGCAGAAGAAUGGUUUGAGUGGAAUGAUGAUUUGUAUGAUUAGACUAAUUUAGUCAAGAGGUUUAUAGUGUAUUAAAUUAAGUUUUAUUUUUCUGUAUAGAUUCAUUUUAAUUGUAGAUGAUUCUUUAUCGUAGUAGCAAUGAGAAGAAAUAUUUCUAAAGUGGUUAAAAGUGUGAAGGAGGCACUUUUUUAUAAUUUUAACAGUAAUGGUUGUAUUCUUUCUGAAAGAUUCUUCUAUUAACCUGAAUUAUGGAUUAUACUUUGGUCCUGUAGUUUCAGAAAAAGAUGUCAAAAUCAAAUAUGGUUUUAAAAAAGUGGAUUACAGAGAGAUUGUACAUACCGAUAAGUAAAACGUUUCCUUUCCUAUUUAUUUUAUUCCUUAGGGUUGUGGUUCUCCCCUGUCUGGUCACAACUGCUUCAAGGAGCAGAGCAGUGUGUUGUAAUUUUGAUUUUAUUUUAUUUUUUUUUAUUUUAUUUUCUUUAUUAUUUUCUUUGGGAAGUGGAGUGGGAGCCUUCAUCUUCUGGUACGAUGCAGACAGGGGUGGGAGGGGGGUGGGGAGAGACUGGUAAGGGUUGUAGGGAGGUGUGCUGUGUAUACAGUGUACAGAUUAUCGCUUGCUUCUCUGCCUUUAGCGUAGAACACCACAGAAAAAAGGAAAAAAAACGACAAAAAAAAAACAACAGGACAAAUUCAACACAGCCAUACAAAUAAUUCAAAAAAUAAACAGAAGUGUGCUUUCUAUGUUGUCUGGAGUGAAAAACGCUUCAUACAAGCUGCUAGGUGCAAAAUGUUCUGGUGUGAUGUAAAAAAGCAAUAACGAUUACUUGAGAAUCUUUUGGGGUUUUUUUGUUUUUGUAAUUUUUGUACAGUUUCCUGAAGAAAGACACAUUUUUGCUCCACGUUUGGAUGCAGUAUUAAACACAGAUAGUUUUUUAUUGCAGUUUGUACCAAGAAAGUCUACAUCCACACGCACGUUCCUAUUAGAUUAUGCAGCAUUGGCCGAGGCCUGGAGAGUAGUUGGUGAUCGUGGGCUAUGAUCCGCCUAAUGACACAUGCCCUCUCUGCCUCCAGCCGCUCCUCUAUAGCAGAGGUCAGAGUUAAGACUGCACGGUUCACAAGACCUGCUCUGACAGACACUUAGCCAUAUUUUAUGACCUCAGGCAGUUAGUUCAACUAUAAAGUGUUCAAUAAAAACAUGCCAUUGUUUUGCCCCGGUAGGGGUUUGGUUUGACCUUCACAUGAUCAAAAGCAAAGUCACCUUCUCUAACCUCAAAAGUACAUUUUCCUCAAAAAGCAAAACUUUUGAUAUGAACUAUUUUAACCCAGGACAGACUUGGAGCAAGCCAAAUAACCCUCGCCUUUCAAUUGGAUUUCUGAAUUCUACCAGCCUUUUUUUUUUUUUAUUAUUAUUAUUAUUAUUAUUUUGGUAGUGCAACGCAACCUAUUGGACAGCAUGUUUUUAAGGCCCAUAGAAAUGUAUAAUGAUGUCACUUCACGGGGUCUGGUGUAGACUUCACAGCUUAAUUGUAUAAGAAGAGAAAGAAUCAUUCUGAAUGUAUUGUCAUCAAAGGCCUAAGAAUCUGAUGGUGUGACCACAGCUGAUAAUGUCAAUUGAUAUUGACAGCAAAAUGUUGGACUCACACCGAGCUGUUUUCAGCAUGUAGGUGGGAAAUUGGCCACAGUUGGUUCUUUUAUUUUUAUUAUUAUUUUUUUUCUGUUUUUUAAGGUCUCAGUUCUCAUGAUACUAAAUUGGAAACCUAAGAGCAAGCCAGCUCUGAGACAAAGGAAGUCUACAUUUUGAUUGUUUGGAUCAUCAAAGUUGUGUUAACACUCGUUUUGCUGGACAAGAAAUCACACUUUUUUGAUAAAUGCUGUUUUGAUUGUACAAAAAAAAAUACACCAGUCGUGAAGAACAAGCAUUUUAGAGCCAUUUUAAAGAAUGAUUCACAGCCCUUUGCAAAUUUCCAAAGAUUGUCAAGAUUUUGAAAAAGAAAAAAAAAAAAAGACUUAAAGCCAUGUGGUAGCAAUGCAUUUUUUUAGCAUUUAUAACUAGGACAGGAGCAAACAAAUACUUGCCCCGCAAAAAAAAGAAAAAAAUCCAGGCUUUGAACCCACUAAACAAAUAUUUUUUUCCUCUUUGCGUAUGGUUUUGGAGAACUUUAAAUGCCCUUUUUGUAUUGUCUGCCAAUUUCUUAGAGCUAAAAUGCAACCUUGAAAUGCUAAAAACCCUAGCAUAAUGCCUUAGAUUUCGUCCGUUCUCGUUCUUGUACAUUAUACCGCUGUCUGUAUAAAUUUGUAUAAUGAUUCAUGUACAAUAUUGAAUGGGUGCAUCAUUGCUCAACUCAUCUUAGUUGCUGGAGACUUGGCCACAGUAGGACUUUCUCUCUCAUAGCUCAGUUUCCCUGUUCUGUCUGUGUUGGGUUGAAGACUGUGUUAUAUUUUUUUCCUCUUCACGGUUUGUUGAGCUAUGUAUGCAAAAGAUGAUACAUAGGGAUAUCGAAGCAAUAUGUAAUAUACUAUAUGAACUUUCUGGAGAAAGCUUAGUGUUGCGUUUCCCGAGAUGAUUUUUUUUUUUCCUGCAUUGUUCACAGAAAUCACACUGUACACCCGCAUCGACCUUUGUACCCCUAGUGUGUGUGAGCGUUUUAUGCAAAGUUAGAUAUACAAGAGAAGUUAAAAACCACAGUUAUGCAAGUUGUGAACUAAUAUGGCUUCGCUGAUGCUAUUUGCCUUGUAAAUAAAGAAUUCUGUUAUUGCAACAUUUAA